GUCAGUGGGGUGGGAAGGCAGGACAUGAGCUCCAUUUAUAGACAUGCCUGUACUCAGAGUCAAAGUGAGUGCACAUGUGCCAUUGAGUCCUGCUGCCACACUUUAAAUCAACAAAGGAAAGAAAGAUUAAACUCCGAGACAGAAUCCAACUUUGUCUGGGUGGGAAACAGAAGCUCCAGCGUGUUGAACCACCACCUUAAACUACAGAUCAUCUACUGGAGAACUCAACUAUAAACAGCUGCGAUGGCUCCCAGCUUGGCCCAGGCGUUCAGGAGGAGGUGGUGGAUGGCCGUCACAGCCAUCAUAGAGAACCUGCUCUUCUCUGCUGUUCUGCUGGGCUGGGGCUCACUGCUCAUCAUGCUGAAGAACGAAGGCUUCUACUCACACCUUUGUGUUGAAAAUGUGACAGUGGACACCAAUCUGACAGCGGUGGAGAGCGGGGCCUGGACGAGUUGUGUGGAGCAGGAGGAGGUGUUGAAUCUGGGCUUCACCAUUGGCUCUUUCCUCCUGAGUGCAGCGACUCUCCCUCUGGGCAUCCUGAUGGACAGAUUUGGGCCACGCCCACUGAGGCUCGUUGGCAGCGCAUGUUUCGCUGCUUCCUGUGCCAUGAUGGCUGCUGCUGCAUAUGAUCCUGAAGUGCUGUCUUUCCUCAUCUUCCUCGCUGUCUCCUUCAACGGCUUCGGAGGAAUCUGCCUGACCUUCACCUCACUCACACUGCCUAAUAUGUUCGGGAAUGUACGAUCAACCAUCCUCUCCCUGAUGAUCGGAUCCUAUGCCUCCUCAGCCGUCACCUUCCCUGGAGUCAAGGUGAUCUAUGAUCUGGGCGCGUCGUUCCGCAUCAUCAUGUGGGUGUGGUCGGCGAUGGCCUGUGGAGUCUUCCUUAACUGCUUCAUGAACUGGCCUGCUGAGUCCUUUCCUGCACCUGAAGACGUCAGAUACAUUAAAAAAGUGAAGUUGAGUGGAGUUGUGACUGAGGACAAGAUGACUGGGGACAGGUACGUCACCCAUGUGACUGUCAUGGAAGACAUGUUGGGACCUAAGCAGCCAGAACCCGAACACCCUGACUCCCAAAGCCCACCCCAAGGCGGGCUGCCACUCUGUCACUCUGUGUGCUCGCCAAUCUUCCUGUGGAGUGUCAUCACCAUGGCAAUGACCCAGCUGAGGCUGAUCUUCUUCAUGGGUGCCAUGAACAAAAUGCUGGAGUUCCUCGUCACCCACGGCCAGCCAAACCCGUCAGAAGAGCUGCAGCAGGAGAUGGAGGAGCAAGUUGGUUUCUACUCCUCUAUCUUCGGUACCAUGCAGCUGCUGUGUCUUGCCACCUGUCCUCUGAUUGGUUACAUCAUGGAUUGGAGAUUGAAGGAGUGUGAAGAGGAAAAUGCAAAGAAAAGCCAAUAUGAUCCCACAAAGAGAGACAGAAAGAUCCAGAAACUCACCAAUGCCAUGAGAGCUUUCGUCUUCACCAAUCUUCUAUUGGUCACCUUCGGAAUCAUUUCCAUGAUUGACAACCUGCCCAUCCAGUUGGCUUCUUUUGUCUUGCACACCAUAGUGAGAGGAUUUAUCCACUCCUGCUGCGGAGGUCUCUAUGCUGCUGUGUAUCCAGCCAACCACUUUGGAACUCUGACUGGCAUGCAGUCCAUGAUCAGUGCUGCUUUCGCACUGCUGCAACAGCCACUGUUCAUACUGAUGUUGGGCCACCUCAAUGGAGAUCCUUACUGGAUCAAUCUGGGACUUCUCAUCAUGUCCGUGGCUGGCUUCCUGUUGCCAGGCUAUCUAUUCUAUCACCGUAGAAACCUGAUCCGGGCAAAGGCAGAGCGUGAUAGGUUGGCUGCCAGCCAAUCAGACAAGGAGAAUGCUCCUCUAACCCAAUCAGAUGGUACAACUGCUUAUAUCCAAGCCAAUGGGCUUGCAGUUAAUGGCCACACAACAAAUAACGUUCAGUAGUUUAUUAAUGUUGGGAGGAUGCAAAUACCACUCACUCAAUCUUUACAUGAAACAUUUGAGAAACAAAUUAUAGCAAUGUUUAAAAUGGACCAGGAAGUUACAUUUGUAACCCUAAUGUCAGACAUCUCUCUGCCUUGUCACUAUAUUUGAUCACUAAUGAUUUCUGAAUGAUUAGUGAAGAUGGCUCAGUAGUUAGCACUGUGGCCUUCCGGCUAAGUCUCAGUUCUAGAGAUACAUGCUGUUCUCCUAUGGGGGCUGCUUUUUCCACAAACACUCUAAAUGCCCAAAUUUGAGAAUAUGUGUAUGUAAUGGUUAGGUGAACUGCAUGCUGGGAAGGUUUCCUGUCUCCAAAUGAUUAACACAAGCAUUAUUUAAAAGAAAACAUCAGCAUUUAAGGACCAUAGUGCAUGCAACUUUAAUCCUGUUUACUGUUACUCACAUACACUGGCUCCAUCACUGAAUGUGCUUGAAACAUUAAAGCUUGCUUUAAGUUAUCCAUCAAAACAAGCAGCAAAGCUGUAGCUAAUACUGAUGCCGAUACCGAAUAUUAGGGUUAUGAGUGUUAUUUGUCAUCUUGACAUAACACUACAGAUAAGAUGUGUUUUUAAUAUCUACUCAUAAAUAUUCAAACAAACUAUUGAUCAAUUCAAUAAAUUGCUCCUUUUGCUGCUAAAUAUAAGCUACUGUUUCAAACUUAGGCUUUACUCCUUAAGCAGAUAUGUCACACGAUAGUGUGAGGUUCCUUUUAUACCAGCAAUUAGUUUCCACUGUUAAAGAACAGAGGGCCACAGGACAGAUCUGAACCGUCUCUUCUCACCUGUGUCUGAUCACUUAAAAGCAAAAUACUGGGUUCGAAUUGUCAAAAAAUCAGCUCCUAUUGUCUGUUCCUAUCUGCUAUUCCUUGACCUCUGUGUGAAAAGUCACAGGGUUAAGGAAUAGUGGAUAGGGUGAUUCAAAAGGUCUUAGGAAAAGAGACUGCGGUGCUCUGAGAAUCCGACUGCACUGACACUAUCCGACCUAAUUAUGAUGUGCCAGCAGACGUUAUAAAUGUGCGUCUGCUGUGGGGGAACUACAGUUCUCUGUACAGGACUACUGAAAGCACAUCUACUCUGCACCAUGUACCUAUUUGAGCGCAACCCAUGUUCUAUAUCGGCCAAUCAUGCGCCAUGGGGGGUUCGGUUCAGUCAGAUGAAGCCGUUUUCAAUUAUGCCAAUCCCAGGUAAACACAAACAAGAUUCACAGGUAAAACCAUGCAAUAAUCACUCUGUUGAAAACCACACAUCAGAAGUCAAACCCAUGCUAAAAUUCCAUUAAAACCACACUUGAAUAAGUAAUUAAAACAUGCACAUUUUGGGAUUUCAAUUAAAAGUGAAUAAGCACUGGUACUCGGACAGAUACUUGCUGAAUGCAGUAGGUAGUACAAUACCAAUGCUAAAGAAAUAGUUGAAUAUAGGUUUGAUACUACUGCCCGCAUGUUCAAUUGUAUGUAGCAGAUUAGCUUAGCUUGGCAUAAAGACCAGUGUAAAAGCUAGCCUGGCCCUUUCCAAACGUUAAACAUACACCUGGCAAUGCCGUUAGGUCAGAUAUGAUUUGUACUUUUUCAAAGGAGAUGAUAUAAAGUGGUGCAGCGAUAACCUAUUUUUGUAGGCAGUCCCAAAUUUUGGCAUCACUAGGGCUCCCUAGACAAAAAGGAGACAUUGGAUUUUAGAAUAAUGUGAAAAUAAGCAUUAUGGCAAACAUACGUUUAUGAUACUUACAUGUUUGUUCAGCGGGAUCAUUUUCACAUACUAAGACAUACUUUAUAACAAUUGAUGUGUAAAUGCAAUCAUCAGAGGUUUUGCAGUCCCAUUCAGACUUCUGUUAGCAACCACUGUUUUUAUGACACAGUAGCUGAAGACAUUCACCAGUGUGGUGUUUGCCAACAUAUUUAAUGUAGCUGAACAAAACUUAUAUCUUGUAAGGUUGUGUUCACCAGAGCUUUUUUGCGAAUCUAACCAAAAACUCUUUGAGACUUGGUAGCCCUAAUGAGCUAAAAUGCUAACUCAUUUCAUGGUUUAGGACUCAUUCCUGCACCACUCUAUUAGUCUGCCACUAACCAGGACGAUCAGGCUUUGUAGAUCAACCUGAAUGUCCAAUUUAGAAAGUGAAAGCAAUCAAGUGAAGAUGGAUGAGGUAAUUCGUUUUUUUCCUUCUUAAUGUCAGUUCAGGUCAGAGUUUUACUUUUCCUCUAAAAUGGGGACAAAAAGAUCUAACAUAACUAUGAUUGUAACAACUCUGGUAACAUCAUUUAACAGUUAUAUUUAAGUAGUUUCUGUAGUUUAUGGCUUUGAAUAUUAACACAUUUCUUAACAACAUCAAACAAAAAAUCCCUGAAGCAGCUAUAAUUGAUAUAUUUUCCUUAAAAAGCUGUGAAAGCACCAAACAGCUGUUAGCUAUUAGCAGGCUAACAUAGUGCAGCUACAGAAACAGAUCUUGUCCUCGGACGUUGGUGGAGACCCAACACAGAGCUGGAAGAGAGAGAAUAUUAGACAUGGAAUUUACAGAAGUAAGUUUGUAGAAAGUAAAUUAAUCUAGACAAACAAGCAAAUUAGAAAACAGAUGACUUUGAAAUGAAACAAUAAAGAAGAUGUUUAUUGAAGCAGGUGCAUCAUGCAAGCUUUCUGAAUGUCUGCUGGUUUCUCUCAGCACUGUAUUUAUAGCAUCUUGUCAUAUUGCCAUGACAACAGCUUUUUGGCAGUUUGACAGUCUUGGAGCAGCCAACUCGUUAAGUGUCUCUGGGAUAUUUGAGGUUGAUUUUAUAAACCUACUAAGUUAACUGUAUUUAAAAGGAAAACUAAUUUAAAGGUUUUCAGCUCAGUAUUUAAUCCCCAACCCUGUCCUUUGCUGUGCAGGCACAGCAAAGGACUUCAUAUAAGAAGAUGAAAUGUGUCUUAGAGUAUAUAAAUUGAUUUUGUUGUAGCUUCUCACAAAAGCUUCUUUAUUUUGCUGCUGCAAUUUAAGGAGCACUUGAAUGUCACAAAGGCUGAACACCAAGCUGAAUGCAGAUGUAUGAUUUGUUGCUGACAGCGCACCAUGGCUUCCAGUAUAAUCUGUGAAUAGAGAUUGUACAGUAUUAAUUAGAUACGUGAAAAUAGUUUAAUGAUAGGCUUUAUUUUGUGAUUAAAUAUUCAAAUGUAAAACAGUGUUUAUUACAGAAUGUGCAUGCUUAUGAAGUGCCUCGGGUUGACAUCUAAGAGCAAUAACCUGAUGUUUAGGUUUCCUAAAGGCAGCAUAUGCACAAAAAAACUAAUCAUUUCGUUUAAAGUCAGCAACAUGCUGCUUAUCUGAUCAUUUUACAUAAACCAAAUAUACAGUAGGUGCACCUUAAACGUAUAAUACAAUCCAGUACAGGAACACUGGCCACAUGAAUGAUUCUGACAAAGUGUGCAGGGAAUCUGAUGCUAGACUUAUUUAUUGUUUGUUCAUGGUAUUGGACGCGCCAUGUUGUAAAGCUGCUGCUUGUAUUGCGUCCAUCUUUUAUGUGUUUUUAUUUUAUUGUGCAUCAGGAGUAAAUCAGAUGAUCGUUGUCAGAGCAUUUGUCAUCACUUUUGUUGAUGAAAAGGGAGCUAAAGUUUGAUCAAAAAUGAUAUCCAAAUUAAAUAUAAGUUAACAUGUUUAUUAUCUUUAAAUACCAAUUGACCACUGAGAAUAAAGUUUAAAAUAAUUGUUCAGUGUCAAUUACUUUUCUCAUUAGGAAAAUGUGUUUUGUGUUUCAUUUUUUGUGUUUCUGACUUGAUUGGUUGUGGAAAAAUGUAAAGUAUUAAAACUAUUAAAAAUGUAAAAAAUGAAA
Eleginops maclovinus (Patagonian blennie) is the source of this 5770-nucleotide messenger RNA. RefSeq names its product solute carrier family 43 member 1b (gene slc43a1b). Gene Ontology annotation, biological process: transmembrane transport; neutral amino acid transport. NCBI's taxonomy places the organism in Eukaryota, Metazoa, Chordata, Actinopteri, Perciformes, Eleginopidae. The transcript is spliced from 15 exons. The coding region runs from base 244 to 1941 and encodes 565 amino acids. Gene Ontology annotation, molecular function: neutral L-amino acid transmembrane transporter activity; L-amino acid transmembrane transporter activity. The record is from RefSeq and is a predicted model, not a curated record.